This is a messenger RNA of Botrytis cinerea B05.10, 2147 nucleotides long. RefSeq names its product Bcddp1 (gene Bcddp1). Bases 751 to 1224 code for a protein of 157 amino acids. Gene Ontology annotation, cellular component: cytoplasm; nucleus. NCBI's taxonomy places the organism in Eukaryota, Fungi, Ascomycota, Leotiomycetes, Helotiales, Sclerotiniaceae. The record is from RefSeq and is a predicted model, not a curated record. The transcript has 2 exons. Gene Ontology annotation, molecular function: bis(5'-adenosyl)-pentaphosphatase activity; diphosphoinositol-polyphosphate diphosphatase activity; endopolyphosphatase activity. Gene Ontology annotation, biological process: diadenosine hexaphosphate catabolic process; diadenosine pentaphosphate catabolic process; diphosphoinositol polyphosphate metabolic process.
GUUGGAAGUAUUUUAAAAUUAACUAGGUUAGUGAGGAAAACGAGUGGAUGUUUUAUUAUUGUAGCAAGCCUUGCCGUAAAUCGUCCUGUACUUAUUCCUUCUUACUUUCUUGCUCCUUUACUGGACUGUGAUUGAGCAGUAGCAGUAGCAGUAGCAGCCCCUUCCCUUCCCUUCCCUUCCCUCCCCUUCCCUUUCCUACCUCACCUCACCUCGCCUGCACUUUCAAAACCAGUCCGUACUUUCCAAUUGGAAUCCCGCCAGCCAGUCAGUCAUUCAUUCGUUAUUUAAAAACCUUCAAAGGAGACCGACUCUAUUCUGCCCAUACACAGACAUCCCAUCCAUAUACCACACACACUCAUAAACUCAUAAACUCAUAGCCCCUUUCUCCCUCUUCUCCAUCCUCUCCUUCUUCUUCCCCCAAACUCGGAUUGUCUGAUGCAUUUCCAACACAUGACGGCAAUCAAUUAAAUUUCAAUCUAUCCCAUCUUGUCUGGAACUUCCGGCCAUAUCCAAGCCAAUUUCCGAUUCAAUAUUGAAAGCCGCCUCCCAGUCUCCCGCAAGAGAUAACAUACAUGCACGAUUGCGCUUCGUGAUCCUUUUGGAAGAAAAAAAAAAGUUACAGUAACCUACUCAGCUCCCUUCCGCAGCCGAACUUUAUCUCAACGAACUUUUAAUUAUUCGAUUUACAACAACGAAUUGUGCUUCCUGCACUGUGCACCAGCACCCUACAGGUGAAGCAUCACCUUCACAAUGGCAACAGGCCUUCCUAUGGAAUCUCGUACGGGGAGAAAUAACCAGCGUUAUGGCCCAGAAGGAGAAAGACUCGUUGCAGGAGUUGUCCCUUUGAACGAAGCAAAAACUCACGUCCUCCUCAUACAAUCUACACGUCGCAACGCAUGGGUUUUACCUAAAGGUGGAUGGGAGACUGAUGAAGAAUGCACUCAAGCAGCACAGCGUGAAGCAUGGGAGGAGGCAGGAAUCGUUUGUACCGUUGAUUAUGAUCUGGGUCAAAUCACCGAAACCAGAACUGCCAAACAAAUCUCGAAAAAUGCACCCAAAGCACUUUACCAAUUCUUCCAAGUCACCGUUACAAGUGAAGAGACAGAUUGGCCCGAGAGGCAUAAGAGGAAUCGAAAGUGGGCGACAUAUUCAGAGGCAAAACAGGAUCUUCAAGAGCGUCCAGAAUUAUUACAGGCUCUUGAACGUUGUACCAUUCAACGGUAGCCUUGGGGGCCCGGUGUUUAUUCUCCAACAAUUCGCUGUAGUAGGACGGUCGAAGAGACAACGAUACACAGUACACACACACAUACACACACACACACACACACUACACGAUGCACAAAGAUAUUCCUUUCCAUCCGAUCGAGUCGGGAUUGAGUAAUAAUAAGUUUUUGAGAUCGGUCGUACUGUAUACACAUCAGUUGCAGUGUUAAUUCAACGAGUUAUGGAUACCGGGUUCCUUUGAAAAAUAAGUAAAAAAGAGAUUUUGAGGAUUUUAUUUUUUGGGUUGGUUGGUUGGUUUUCUUCAAGAAAAUUGCUGCUUUACUCUUCUUUUUUUCGUCUGCACUAGAUGGCCAAAUACAGUCGGAUCUAAUGCAGUGUGUUCUCAUCACUCACAUGUUGUUCUAUGGUCAUUUUUUCUAUUGAACAUCAUAUAUUUACCUACUUGAGGUUUUUCUUCGACAUCUUCAUUAUUACAUAUCUCCCAAAAAGCGCCAUGACAUGUCACAUUUUGAGAUCUUCAUUGACUUCAACUACUUGAGUACUAACUUGUACUGUUCUUGCUAUAUCUCAUGAAGUGGACAGUGUUUCUACUAACAGUCCAUGGACAUCUCUAUUAACAUUGGGGGAAAAGAAAACAAAGGGAAGCAGGAAAAGAUUGAUUCGAUACUGAACAAUAUAUAGAGAGAGAAAUAAAGAGCAAUAUCUGGCUGGCAUCUUCAAGAGCCAUGUCCUGGACAACGUUUCUUCUUUGCCCUCCAAAAUAACUGUGGUAGGGAAAGAGCAUACUAUCAUAUUUCAUUCCAGUAGGUUUGAGGGGGGGAUUCACUUUGCAAAUUCAGAUAGAAAUAGAUAGAGAGACAUCACAACAUUCAAAACAAGGCCAUUAUUCAAAUUUUCUGAUAUCAAAUCCAAUCAUCAUAAUA